UAGUCCCCACCUUAGACGAAUCUGAGAAAGAUGAAAUAGCUCAGUAAGAAAUAAGCGCGCGUUUACUGAACACACAAGUUAAAUCUAAACAUGAAGUUUGUAGUUAUUUUGUUCGUGUGCAUAUUCGUAGCGCUUGCCAACGAAGCCCAAGCCACCGAACAACAAUCAAAAUCCAGCGAAGUUUCCGGAGGAGGUCACGAAUCCAAAGGUGCGAAACAGAGCGAGUUUAAACACGUGAAAAAAAGCGGAAAGUCGUCGAAGAAUGACGCCGAAAAGGGACGGAAGGGUCAGAUGAUGAAGGAGAUUCGCAAGAAGGUGACUGGUGCAGGUGGUGGGAAGAAGACCAAGCACCAUGACGAAGACCACCACAGGGUGUACAAACACAAGAAGGGAGGAUCAGCACAUGGGGGAAAAUUCCGGGACGGAGCGAAGAGGAAGAAACUCAACUACAAAAAGGGGUUCAGGGAGAAGUACCACAAGGACGAGGAGAAGAAACACAACAGUUUCUACAGCAACGGCGACAAGAGUGGAGAGUUUGAGGUGUACGGGCAAAAACAUUCGAAAUACAACGCCAAGUUCUCAACCAAGAAAAAAAUAGAAAAGCACCAGGGCGCUGAGGAGCAAAAUGACUACAAGAAGGCUGCGGCGAAGGUGGGAGGUCACGACACGAGCGAGAAAAAAGGGCACAAGGACGAACAUGCGACGAAGAGCCACCACAACCACCAAGAAAAGUACGCCAAAAAGGGUGGAAAGAAGGGCGGCAAGCAGUACAAGUACAAAGUACCCCCGCCUAAGUAAUUACCAGACAUUCAAAACAACGGUUACUUUAUUCCGACUGCUCUAGUGCAAUCGUUAGUUAUUUAUUACGAUACAGUUAUAAGCAUCAUAUUUUUGUUAAACUUGUUCAAUUACAAAUAAACUCUUUUUAAAAAUUCAAAGAAAA
This is a messenger RNA of Zophobas morio, 943 nucleotides long. RefSeq names its product DNA topoisomerase 1-like. The record is from RefSeq and is a predicted model, not a curated record. NCBI's taxonomy places the organism in Eukaryota, Metazoa, Arthropoda, Insecta, Coleoptera, Tenebrionidae. The coding region runs from base 91 to 798 and encodes 235 amino acids. The transcript is spliced from 5 exons.